Messenger RNA from Cherax quadricarinatus, 3404 nucleotides. Lineage: Eukaryota; Metazoa; Arthropoda; Malacostraca; Decapoda; Parastacidae. The record is from RefSeq and is a predicted model, not a curated record.
UCAUGGUAAAUCGUCUUCACCUAGGACACCUUGGCAGCAUGGGAAGCUCUCUAUGAGUUCUCACAGCGUGAGGGACGGGCACGCGACACCCAACUGACAGUAACUGUUGAGCCUCUUCAUGAUCACAUGCAGGCCAGAACUUUUUAUAUCACCCCAGACAACUUCCUUCACCUCCAGUCACACCAGGUGAACGGGAAGUGGGGUAGUGUAAGGGUACAGGGUAAAGGUCGAGGAGCGGCGGUCCUCCAGCUUACCUCCAAAUACCAUGUUGCUGAGCCACACCAUCUAGUAUCACCACCUACGCCAGCCUUCCGCCUUCGCACAAGAGCCACCUGGCAUGGGCAUAAUGGCUCAGCACUGACCUUUACCACGUGUGUGCGCUGGAUGUUCAGAGAAGCAAGCGAUUCCUCUGGUAUAUCUGUGUUGGAAGUGACAGUUCCUACAGGAUAUGGAGCAUCUAAAGACGUACUGCAGCAAUAUGUUACAUCUCGCACUGUGCCAAACCUCAGAAGGGUUGAUUUUCAGCAAAGAAAAGUCACUUUUUUUUUUGAAAAGCUGGUAGCAACAGAUACGUGUGUGGAGUUCUCUGUAGAGCGAUGGUUCCCAGUGGCCAACCUCACCAAGGUGUUACCAGUGAGAGUGUAUGAGUACUAUUCUCCAGAGUUGUAUGAGGUGGAAUUGCUGGACAUGUCAUCAGUAUCACUGGAUAUCUGCCAAGUGUGUGGGUCAUACCAAUGCCCAAACUGCCCAAUUCUCUCCUACUAUAGUAGCUAUGCCCACCAGCAUGGUCUACAAGUCCAUGUCUAUGUUCUUGCCUUCCUGGUGCUAUUAUCUGUAUCCCACCAAGCUCCCAGUUGAAGCUCUGUGGAGAUCUAGUCAUCCCAGGAGCUGUGUUCACUCCUUACAAGAAUAGGACUGGCUUCCCCUCAGAGCAGCUGUCAUCUGGGAAUGUGUAGACAGCAUUUUUGAAUGAUUUUUACAAACUUCAGUGAUGAGACAAGAGCAUCACUGGUGGUUGUCUUGCCAGUAAUGUGAAAAGUUUUACCAGCAUGUUUGCUAAUAUAAACAUUGUGAGUAACUCAAGAUCAGCUUACUGAUGAGCUGCAGGCAGAAUUCUGCUAACUUUAGUACAGUAUUACCACUGACUUGGCAUAUUUCAUGAAAGAUACUUUAUAGUUUUUUGUUGGAAGUGGUGUAGAGUAUGUUUGGAAGGCAAUUUAUGGUGAAUUAUAAUACUGCUAGUCAAGUUUAACAAUAUAUAUAAUUAAAUAAUUAAGAUAUGAUAGAUACAAAAUACCUAAGAGGUAUGCAUGAACAGAAAAAUGGAUAAAAUUUAUUUCUGUUUCUUUUAAUCAUUUUAUGUGGAUGUCAUAACACUAGUCAAUGAAAAGAAAAUUUAAUUGAAAUCAAUCAAACCUUGUUUAACCAGUGAUAAUUAAAGUAUGAUCCAUCACUUGGUGGAUAAGCUUGUUAAGUCGUACAAAAAUGAAUGUUACACAUGCACACAGUUGAUAUUUACCAUGGGUAAUUGUUUGUUCUUGUGUUGAUUAUUAUAAGGGAAUGUUUUAAAAUGCAUAGUAAAAGGGAAUAAUGUACUGUAGGUAGGAUUAUAAUAUUGCAUUCAUUUUGCAAUUGAUAUUACAACUUUCCAGAUACAAAUGGAUAUGUAGCCUUUAAAGUUAGUGGCAUUUGAAGUUAUGGGAAAUGGCAUCCAUGAUCCUUUAAACCAUUUUGUUUCCAUUUUACUUUUAGACUAAUUAUGUAUUAUGAAUAAACCAUGCAAGGUAUAUUUUGGUAGUGGAGUUACGAGUGGAUUGGCUGCAACUUCCUUCAUCGUUUCUAAACCAUCAUCAAAAAGCAAGAAUUAUAUAUUUUACAUUUUCAUCCUUGUAUAGAUACCAGAUGCCUCUUCUUCAGAGAAUGAUUCUUUGUACGAGCCGCAGUCCAUUUUCUAUGCCUGAUUUGUGGUCUCGUUUUCGCUCAAGUCCCCCCUAAAGUGCCUCGAUCAUUCAAAGGAGGACUACAUUAUUUUAGUCACAACACAAGUCAGACUAAUGUGUGCAUGUAUCAUAAGUAUUUUGUAUGAUUGUGUAUGUAUGUGCAUGUAAUGUUCAAAUGAGGAACACAUGGCCAUGUAAAUAUUCUACAUUAAGGCAGAAAGUUUGAUUGUGUUGAGGGUGUACAUAAUGAGAUAGAAUUCAUAGGAUUCUUCUGUGUAGGGAAUUCUGGUAUAACAUGACAGUUUGAGGCUUUAAGGUAAAGUUUGACUGCGGUGACAUUGAAUACAUUCUGGUUAGUCACAAAGCCCUGUUAUUAUAUUUUGUAUUACAUGAUUCCUUAGCAUUCAACACCCCUGUCAGAGAUUAUUGGUGUAUAAAGUUUAAUAGCUUAAUUUGCCAUAGAGAUCUAUAUAUAAAUAUUGUUGUAGUAAAGCUGUUCUGAAGGAUUGUAUGGACAGUCAUUGACAAAUUCAUGUCUUAUUGCUCUAGUCAGUUAUUUCUUUAUACAUUGUGAUUAUUUUUUUUUUUUACAGAUAAUGUGUACUGACAUUGACAGAUUAAAGAAAACAUAAAUCCAGGUCAUUGCUAUCAGGCGACUACCACUUGUAGAUCAACAGAGAGGAUCUCUCUCUCGCCAAGUCUCUUAUCUCAAGUGUAAUGCUAGGAACACAGUUUAAUUUGAAUUCUUUAAGUCUUUAAGAAAAGCUUCAAUACUGCACAAAAAUAUAUUUCUAGAGAUAAUUUUGAAAAGCAAAGAGUUCAAAUUUGUACAUUUUUUUUUUUUUUAAAUUUUUGGCAUGAAACCUUGUGUGGUAGUGACUUUGGAAGACCAUGUAUGGUACCAAACUUUCCUCAUAAUGACAAACACAAAUUGGACUUUAAAAUGGUGCAUAAAUAUUCUAAUUUACUUUAAACUCAAUGCUGACAAUGCUUAGUUUAUUUAGGUGUAAAUUCUCACUUUCCUCAGGUUUUAUUGCAUCUUGCAUGCUUGUUGAUAAUUAUGCUGGUUAGAGAAACACAAAGCAGAGAAAAGCUGACAGUUAUGAUUUCAUAUACUUUUUUUUUUUUCCAGAAUCCUGUGUGUAUACUUAAUUAUGCCACCAUCACCUCAGCACUAUUAAGGGCAGGUUUUGCAUGUGCAAUUAUUUAUUCCAUUAACUUAGCUUUUGAUUGGCAAAGCAGUUUUCUAUCUCUGCAUUAGUAUUCUUUAUUGACAAAUGAGUCUGAUUAACUUUAGUAAAGAAAAUGCUUCAGUUCUGUAUUUACUAGUCAGCCAUGGACAAUAAAAUGACAAUAAAAGUGUUAAAAAAUGUACAAAAGAUUAUUUUUAACCAGCCUUUCAUAUAUGUGCCAUGUUAUUAAUUAUGUUCCAUUAAAUUUUCUAGUAUACUCCCAUUUCCCCCU